UAUCUCUGCCUAGGAGUUGAGUUAGAAGUCAUGUGAGCCUGACAGCCUGCGAGCUGCAGCUGAGAUCAGAGCUAGAGAGUGUGUGCCCAUUAGUCCAGAGCGCGGCUGGCUGGAGAGGCUGGCACAGCACUGGAGGCGCCAACAGGAGUCAGAGCCAGGCGAACCACAGGGGGGGAAAGGGAGAGUCUACAGCGGUUGCUGCAGCUGCAGCUGCAGCAGCCAACUCACAACAAUAACAAAACCCCACUGCUUUGCUCCACUCGGGGUUCACCUCGUGGCGCAGAUGCGCCCGCAUAUCCAGCGCUGAGAUUGUCCGGCCAGCGAGUACCUGGGGGACCCCAAGAAUCUCGCCUGGACUUAGAAGGGGCACUGUAUAAGAACGACCCUGCAGAGGGACAGAGAUUUCGUAACUUCUGGCUUCCGGCUUCCUUGUCCCCUUAAUUCGGCUUCAGCCGGCCUCUCAAUGGAGUCCCCGGUACAGAUUUUCCGCGGGGAUAUGGCUCCUACCUGUCCCCCAGGCAACUGCCUGCUUCCCAAUAGCAGCAACUGGUUCCCAGGAUGGGCAGACCAGGACAACAACGAGAGUGACAGCUAUGAGGACCAGCAGCUGAACCAUACACACAUCUCCCCUGUCAUUCCCAUCAUCAUCACUGCGGUCUACUCCGUGGUGUUUGUGGUGGGCUUGGUGGGCAACUCAUUGGUCAUGUUUGUGAUCAUCAGAUAUACAAAGAUGAAGACAGCAACCAAUAUUUACAUAUUUAAUUUGGCUAUGGCAGAUGCAUUGGUUACUACCACUAUGCCUUUCCAGAGCACCGAAUAUCUGAUGAAUUCUUGGCCCUUCGGAGAUGUGCUUUGUAAAGUCGUGAUUUCUAUUGACUACUAUAAUAUGUUUACCAGCAUAUUCACACUGACCAUGAUGAGUGUCGAUCGUUAUAUUGCAGUGUGCCACCCUGUCAAGGCUUUGGACUUCCGCACUCCCUUGAAGGCAAAGAUUAUCAACAUAUGUAUCUGGUUACUAUCAUCCUCUGUUGGUAUUUCUGCUAUAGUCCUAGGGGGAACCAAAGUCAGAGAAGAUUUAGAUACCAUUGAAUGCUCUUUGCAGUUCCCAGAUGCUGACUAUUCUUGGUGGGACCUCUUCAUGAAAAUCUGUGUCUUUGUUUUUGCAUUUGUGAUCCCAGUUCUUAUCAUUAUUGUUUGCUAUACUUUGAUGAUCUUGCGCUUAAAGAGUGUGAGGCUACUCUCUGGUUCUCGGGAGAAAGAUCGUAACCUCCGCCGAAUCACCAGACUUGUUCUGGUGGUGGUGGCUGUCUUUAUAAUCUGUUGGACCCCCAUUCAUAUAUUUGUGCUGGUUGAGGCCCUGGGGAACACCUCCCAUAGUACAGCAGCCCUUUCUAGCUAUUAUUUCUGCAUAGCUUUAGGGUAUACCAACAGCAGCCUAAACCCCAUUCUCUAUGCUUUCUUGGAUGAAAACUUCAAAAGAUGUUUCAGGGACUUUUGUUUCCCAUUUAGGAGGAUGGAGAGACAGAGUACCAGUAGAGUCCAAAACACAGUUCAGGACACUCCCUACAUGAGGGAGGUUGAUGGGAUAAAUAAACCUGUAUGACUAGUCGUGGAAAUGUCUUCAUAUAGUUCUCCAGGAAGAGAGGAGUUCAAUGAUCUAGGAUUAACUCAGAUUACCACAGCAGUCUGAGCCUGGAAACAUAAAAAAUUUAUUUUUGGAAAGACUUUUAAAAGUUCUUAUGUUGUGGAGCCAUGGCAAGGGUUAGCUGCUAUGGCAGUCAAGCUCAGUUGAUAUCAAAGUUUAAGGCAGGAUUUGAGGACAAAAAAAAAAUCUAAGUGGGAAGGUACCUUCUUUAAAUCUAGGAGGUCAGACUAUCUGACAAUUAUCACUAGGGAAGAUAAAGUCAGAUUUCCAUCUUCUAAGGCUUAGACUAAGCUCACCACCAUUUGCUAUGGCCUUAUAUGCAGAGAUAUUGUUUGUGUACUUGAGUUUAAAAGAAGAACAAGAAGCAUUUGCUUUAGACUGAGAGUGAACACUGUAAAUCCAGAUCUUUGCACAGUGGCAGUUUCAAGAAGGAAGAAGGAUGGCCACUGUGAAGUUCUCCCUAUCUCUCUUUACUCUUCCUGGACAAGAAUUUCCUUUGAUUUUGUGGCAAAAAUUUCAGCUUAAGCAUGGCCCGAAUUUACACCUAAAGUGUAUAAUGUUUCUGUAUAAUGUGAAAGUCUUUUACUAUUUAAAAAGAUAAAAAUAAAAUGUUAGGAUGCCAGAAAUAAAGUUUCUAAUAUAUUUUAAUGUACUUGGCAUCUGAAGAUGAUGUUUAAUACUUUUAGCUAGUAUUCUCUUGGUAUUUAAGUUGAUAAAUUAUACAGUUGUUAAGUCACCUCAGAAAAUAUGUUGGGGAAAAAUCUUGCCUUCAUCAUCUCUGUACAAAAAGAGAACUUGAGUCAGAGAGACUUUGGUUGGUUAGAAUAUACCAGAAAUUCUUCUUGAAAUAUUAUAUAUAUAUAUAUAUAUAUAUAUAUAUAUAUAUAUAAAGGAUGGGCUGGCCCAUUAUUAGUUCUUCUUGACAUGUGUGCCUAAUUAAAAAAUAACUUAAGCAGGUAAUUCAUUCACUUGGAGAGAUGAUACUGCUGGCAAUCAUUGUAGUACUUAAAACAUUUCUCCAGUCAUUACCAUAUUUUCUGGAAUUUAUCUUAGGACUUUUGGAAGUGAUGCAAUCUCUUUCAGAUAGCUAGAGUACUGGUGUGCCUGCUUAACUCAAAAGAGUCCAUUUCUAACGUUUCCUUAAAAGUUUAGCUCAUGCUGAGGGUUCAGCCCUAUAAUGUAUCUGGAUUGAGCCCAUCAUCAGUAUAGACUGAAAAUUUUCUGUAAAUAGAGCUCGGAUGUUCUUUUUUUUUAUGGUGGGAUACACUGGUGAAAUGUCAUUCAUAGGUGGAGCAUUGAAAUGAUAUGGUUUUGUUUUAUUGUGCUUUGGCUUGGGUCAGGUACCACCAGGAGUAGUUGGGGUAGGGCUUUUAGCAGUCUAUGUAUGGUGAUUUUGCCAUUUGUUCUCUAAGCUCUAAAGUGAUAAAAUUUCAAAACAGUACAGUUAUAGUGGGAAUUAUACUUCAUUAAUGCAUUCUCUUUUACUCCACCAAGCUAGGGUACUUUCCUCCUCCUUGUUCAUUGCUUUGACAUAUGCCUGGGCCAAUGGGUGAAUUUGAGACUAAGGCUUUGCCCCAGGUGGGUACAAGAUAAAAAACCAUCCAGAGUUUAAAAAGGAUAAUUAUUCUCAUAGUUCCAUUGACAUAUUCACAUCUGUGAAAGUAUUUUAAUUCUCAUGGGAAUAUGCCUGCUUGCUCUUAUACUCGUGUGUCUUUGCUAUGUCCACUAAACCAAAACUUGGCACUUAAGAAGUUAAACCAAUAUUUUCAGACUUACCUCAACUGUAUUAGCUUGUCUCUAUCUUAUAACUGCAGAAUAUUUCCUAAAUUCUUUGGACUGUGUCCCUGGACACAUCUCUAACUGAAAAUUAAGGAAUUUUUAUCUUAUAUUUCAUUGAAUUAUCUAAGAACAUUUGUGCUUUUAUAGCCAGAUAUAUAGCCAGUUUUAAUAUUUAUUGACUAUACUGUGAUAUACUUAAAUAUACCAACUGCAAUCCUCAAUGGAUAUGUGUAUACAUACAUAUAUGUGAAAACAUGUGAAUAUUCAUAUACGAAUAUGUAUAUACACAGUAGCUUGAGUACAUAAUACUGAGUAAUAAAGAAGUAUGUUCCUUUCUGAAGCAUAUUAUACAUAAUAUUUAUAAAUAUCAAGGUAAUCUUAUUUAUUUCCUGGAACAAUUAAUUCAUCUGUUUGUGCUGUAGGCUCCCUGUUGCAAUUUUUACUCCAGGGAGUAAAUAAAAACUGGGAUUCUAAGCAUGAAAUAGGAUUCUGUGAAGUGCACAUGAGGUAUCCUCAUGCUAAUACCCUGACUGGCACUGAGGUCAUCUUAUACUAGAUAGAAGACAUCUUCCCAUCUUGUGCGAAGGAUGCUUAGGGACUCUUAUGGCACUUACUAGGUCUACAUUUGAUCCCAUAAAACACAUAGAAAGAUGCAAAGUUUAGGGAUAUAAUAAGAAGAAGAGUAUGGAGCAUAAAACCUCUUUAUCAAAAAUAUUGCCUGGUUUUAAAGUUCCUCUCCUAGAAAUUUUUUUCUGUGUAACAGGAGGUUCAAGAUUUGUGCCAAGUACAUGCCCUCAGACAAUGACAUUGUCAAAAGCCCUCUUUUAUUAAUUCCUAUUCUAUUAUGUUUUGCUGUGCCACUCUGGCAAAACAAAACAAGUAUCUAUCUGAGGACAGAAUUAGACUGUCCAACUUUAGGUUGCUCACCCACACACACUUUUUUGUUACAAUUUUUCUACUUUACCAGUGAUCACUUCUAUCAUAUAGAUUUGUGACAAGGGAUUAAGGAUUUGGAGAGAGGUACAGUACGAUAAAGCAGCAGUGACCUAGAUAGAUAAAAGAAUAAAAUGAAUAGAAUGACCCAGACAGUAGAGAAGUGUGAUUCUUGGGCAUCAAAGAUCCUUCUUAUGACCUUGCCUUGAAUAGUCCUUCAUAAAGAUUUUUUUUAAAUUUAUAAUACAUAUUGAUAUUUCAGUGGAUAAUUGGAAAGUCUAGUUUCAAAUUCUACUUCUGACAUAUACUAUCUGUGUGAUCCUGGGCAAAGACUUAACUGCUCAGUGCUCUAGACAGCUCUUAUACACUGCAGACAAGGUGCCAACCACAACUGGUCAAGGGAGUUUCUUCCCCAGGGAAUUUCGUAGCCUAAUGAAAUCAGAAGUAUAAUCACUGUCCUCUUAAUCUAUUGGUAUAUAGUAAAAACUAAAAAGAAAUUUUGGAAAAUUUCAAAGGGCAAUUUCUGACAAUCAAGUGCCAUUUGGGGAUGUAUCUCUGAGCAAAACUUGGCCCCAAACUUGAAUAGUCGUUCUUACCCCCUUUUUAGUCAUUUAGUAUGUAUAAUGCAGCCUGACAGGAAAAAUAAUUGGAGUAAAAGGAAUACAUUUGGCUGAAUUUCUCUUAGCACUUUCUCAAAGAGAGAACUGUGACUGUACUCUAUGGUCCUUUCAUGAGAAUUUGUUCCCAAAGCUAGAAUUGUUUGAUUCAGCAGAAACCUGAAAACUAUGCCUAAAAAGGGGAGCCUUUUACCCUGAUGAAUUCUUCUAAUCACCAAAAAUAUUUUCUUGUUUCUUUUCUGAGAUCUGAUAGGAAUAUAUAUAUAUAUAUAUACAUAUAUAAUAUAAUAUAAUGUACAUACUUAUAUUCUAAAAUGGUGGUAAUUAUGUAUUGUGUAUAUGGUUAUGUCUUGUGAUGAAAAAAAUUGUACUGUUAAAAAAAAGAAACUAAAUUCCCCAAAAUUCA
Messenger RNA from Monodelphis domestica (gray short-tailed opossum), 5380 nucleotides. It is a transcript of the gene OPRK1, whose product is annotated as opioid receptor kappa 1. NCBI's taxonomy places the organism in Eukaryota, Metazoa, Chordata, Mammalia, Didelphimorphia, Didelphidae. Gene Ontology annotation, molecular function: dynorphin receptor activity; neuropeptide binding. Gene Ontology annotation, cellular component: plasma membrane; neuron projection. The record is from RefSeq and is a predicted model, not a curated record. Gene Ontology annotation, biological process: neuropeptide signaling pathway; G protein-coupled opioid receptor signaling pathway; sensory perception of pain.